Lachancea lanzarotensis is the source of this 405-nucleotide messenger RNA. RefSeq names its product LALA0S04e03180g1_1 (gene NTC20). The transcript has a single exon. The record is from RefSeq and is a predicted model, not a curated record. Bases 1 to 405 code for a protein of 134 amino acids. Lineage: Eukaryota; Fungi; Ascomycota; Saccharomycetes; Saccharomycetales; Saccharomycetaceae.
AUGGCUUCUCUCAACGAGCAGUUCGAAGAGAGAAAGAAGAGACUUCAGCUUUUGGCUCGCAAGACUUGUGGAGAUGGUUCUCGACAGAAUCACACUGGAGCCGGUGACAGAGUUCCAGAAGGCGAGGAGCAUGAAGCUAAAAAGUUAAAGCUUGACGCUCAAAUCUCUGGGUCAUCUCCCUCAUUUGAAGCCAAGCCUGUAGCAGACGACAUUGACGAUGUUGUUGAGACUGAAGUAACAGUUGAACACUUUACUGUCAAGAAACCAACUAGUGAUCUUGAAGCAAAGCUACGUCCGGAUCUUGACGAGUUAGAGAGACGUACAAACCAAGCCAUACAGAGACUUGUACGACAAAGAUAUUUUGGUAUAACUCAAGAUAAUGACAACAAAGAUGAUAAGGCGUAA